UGCAACACGCGAGCAACAAGUAUCAAGUAGCAGCGACAAUGGGCAUGGAGAGGUACGCGGGCCGCGUCGCCCUGGUAACGGGCGCCAGCUCCGGCAUAGGAGCCGCCAUCGUGCAGGCGCUGCUCCGGAGGGGACUCACCGUCGUCGGGCUGGCCAGGAGGGUCGACAGGGUCAAGGCUCUAGAGCUGAAGGACGCCCCCGGUAAACUUUACGCUAUUCAGGGUGACGUCAGCAGCGAGGACAGCAUCCUCUCGGCAUUCAAGUGGAUCAGGGAAAACCUGUCCGGCGUCGACAUUUUGAUUAAUAACGCCGGCUUGGGAAAUGGUCAUGAUUUGACAUCUGGUAAGACGGAAGAGUGGAAGCGCAUCCUGGACGUGAACGUGCUGGGUCUGAGCAUCUGCACCAGGGAGGCCGUGCAGGACAUGCUCAGGAGGGGCGUCGACGACGGCUUCAUCAUCCACAUCAGCAGCAUAGCGGCGCACGUGCCACCGCUGGCCCCCCUCAUUUCGAUGUACGCAGCGAGCAAGCACGCCGUCAAGGUGCUGCUGGAAGGACUCCGGAAGGACCUGGUCGCCAGGAAGAGCAAGAUCCGCGUUGGAGAAGUUUCUCCAGGAUCUGUGAGAACUGAGUUCGCCAAAAACUUCCCUGGGGUUCCUGCGGAUCACUAUGACAAGAAUCCCUGCCUGGAGUCGGAAGACGUGGCGGAGGCCGUUGUCUACAUGCUGUCGCAGAACCUACGAGUGCAGGUUCAUGACAUCAUUGUCUACCCAAACGGCAGCAGAUACUGAAGGCGUCACCGUUCCUGUAUUACAUUAAUUUAUACUAAAUAAAUGUCUAAUAACCAGUAUUUUAUUCAUAUUGUGAAUAGUAACUAUCACACAAGGCAAAGUUCUCGCUCUCAGGACUUUUAAAAUUAAUGUGCCACACCAUACUUACACCUCAUACCGCAUUUGGAAAUGAAAUCACAUCAAUCUCGUAACAAGAAGCUACAUCCAGUUUCUUCUUUUUACCAUCAUAAGAAACAGAAAACAGAUUACUCAUUUUUGUAACCUCACACAAAAUAAAUAAAAGAACCCCGUCUUUUUAACUGUUUAAAGAGAACUACAGCUACUUCAAUCAUGCACAAAAAUGAUUAACAAUUCUUCAAGAUACAGAAAUUGAAACAUUACUGGAU
Schistocerca nitens (vagrant locust) is the source of this 1174-nucleotide messenger RNA. RefSeq names its product dehydrogenase/reductase SDR family member 11-like. Gene Ontology annotation, molecular function: oxidoreductase activity. The transcript is spliced from 6 exons. Bases 39 to 788 code for a protein of 249 amino acids. The record is from RefSeq and is a predicted model, not a curated record. NCBI's taxonomy places the organism in Eukaryota, Metazoa, Arthropoda, Insecta, Orthoptera, Acrididae.